AUGGUGCCUUCACUCCAGUUCUCCACGCUCCCUUGCGUUACCUCUUUCUAUGGUAGCAGUUCACGUUCUUAUCAUCUGAAACCCCGUCUUGAAAAAGCAUCUGUAGCUUUUGCCCUGUGUAAUCUUCUCAAUCUAUCUUCCCUCUCGUUUUUCGAUUUUAUUACCAUAUUCCGCCUCUGGUGCGUGUUGAAGUUUGGAUUAAACAGAUCUUAUUUAACAAAAAGCUGCAAACCUGUGCCAAUGGACAUUGAUCUAUCAACCUCUGUUGAUGUAAACAACUGCCAUGGAUUGUAUAUACACACACCUGAAUCCACUCAAAAUCUUUCUGUGGAUAAACUCGGGAACAAUGUCACUCAGUUUCUGAAUAUCCAAGAUGACAAAGAUGUGGUUCCAGGCUCUAAACCACCACAUGGAAAAUAUGAGAAGUAUUUCAGCAAUCCAACAUUUAUUUGUUCAAUCGAGUCCACACUCUCUCCAGGAGCAUCUGUAGAAGCCAUAACUGUCAAUGAGCCUACACCUUGUGACAACCUUAAAUCUGUUCAUCCAACUUGCUCACAUCCUCCAUCUUUGCCUACUGCCUGGAAGCCUGUGUCAGCCAUGAAAGGUAGCAGAGAGAAACGAGGAGUGACCCCACCUCAAAAACUGACAGUUAAGUGGGCCCCAGACGUCUAUGAUCCAGUCCCCACCUCAGUUUCCCACACGGUAACAAACAGAAACAACAAGCCUCAAAGACAAACCAAGAAAAACACAAAAUCCAAACAGAAGAAUGGAAACAAGUCAUCACGUGGAAGUGGAAGUAAAUACAAAGACAAAAAACAAGGCCGGAAGCGUGGUGGUGAUUCUUCCACCGCUGGUUUCAAGCUGCCUGAACAGGAGGAGGAGGCGGUGGGUGAUGGUGAUUAUGGCCUGCCACCACCAGCCGCCAUGGAGUUUCAUGUCGGAAAUCCAGAUCAAUUCUGUGGGACCGGCUUUCUGAAUAGGUAUGACGCAAACCAGGUAUGUGUGGGUGGACUCGUAAAAUUCUAUAUUAGUGAAAAAUAAAGGUAAAAGUUUGGGUAAAUGAUAGUGCAAUUAGGGAGGAGGGUGUGGUGACACAAGAACCACACUCCCUCCUUGCCACAUAGGUGUCAUGUCAAUUUUACCACGCAAAGUGUGGUAUGAGAGAGAAGGAGGGAGGGAGGGAGCCAAGACUCAAAAGGACCAAGAGGACGAAGACUGAGUUAUACGUGGGUGAUGAGGUUUGGCAGUGAAAUAAUAGCUGCUUGCACAAGUUUACUCAAUGUUUUAAAAUCCGGGUCAGGUUGAUUAUGAACAGGUUUUUGGUUUAACCGUUGACAAGAAAGUUAUGCUUUUCAAUGUUUGAAUUUUUGGACAUUAAUUUUUAGACUAAAAUUUUUCACUCGAAACAUCACCACACAAAUACGUAGACAUCCCGUCUUGGUCAAUUGCAUCUUGAAAAGUUGACAAAAACUCAAAAUACGUUUGAAAAACAUGUGUAUGUCUAUACGUAGUUUUAAAUGUAUGCAUGUAUUUAUGUAUAACUAGGGUUUAGACCAUCCGCGCGUUGUUGUGGAAGAUCCGGUAUAUUAAAAAAUGUAGUUUGAUACCAUAUAUACCAUUGAGAUAAUUAAAUCAUGUAAAGUGGAACACAAAAAUAUCAAAAUAAAAUAUGGAUACAAACAAUUGACAUUAUAAUGUAUAAAAUACUAAUAAUUUAACUUUAAAAUUAUAAUGGGUGAAAACUGUUAAAUAAAUAUUAAAUAAGG
Lactuca saligna is the source of this 1766-nucleotide messenger RNA. The record is from the annotation of a GenBank genome assembly. Lineage: Eukaryota; Viridiplantae; Streptophyta; Magnoliopsida; Asterales; Asteraceae.